Messenger RNA from Pipistrellus kuhlii (Kuhl's pipistrelle), 789 nucleotides. RefSeq names its product TPD52 like 3 (gene TPD52L3). Lineage: Eukaryota; Metazoa; Chordata; Mammalia; Chiroptera; Vespertilionidae. The record is from RefSeq and is a predicted model, not a curated record. Bases 85 to 789 code for a protein of 234 amino acids. The transcript has a single exon. Gene Ontology annotation, cellular component: cytoplasm.
AGUGGACCCCGUGGGUCUGGCCGUCCAAUCUGCACUCUAGGUCUUCCAUGCGCGGGUGGUGGCAUCCAUUCCACCCACCAAGAUAUGGAUCCCUCCGGCCUAGAGUCACACCCUCCCCCACAAGAGUCCGACCGCGCAGACCUAGAUUUCUACCCUCCUAGCCAUGAGUUCAACUCUCUCUACCUAGAAUUGGACUUGGACUCUGUUAAUGAAGAUCUUUCUCAACCCAUGACAGGCGCCAUGACAGAGACCUCUGCAGGUGCAAAUGAACCCCAUUCAUCUACCAAACCAGAGGAUCUCACAGAGGCUGAGCAAAAGAAGCUCAAGUCCGAACUCGCUAAAUUGGAAGCUGAAAUUGUAACCCUACGCCAUGCGCUGGCAGACAAAGAAAGACACUGCGUGGAGCUCAAGAGGAAGCUGGGCCUCACAGCCUUGGUGGGGCUGAAGCAGAAUCUGUCCAAGAGCUGGCACGAGGUUCAGUUCUCCAACGCCUACAUGAAACAAAAGACGUCAGCUGCACUGUCCACCAUGGGCUCGGCCAUCUGCAAGAAGCUUGGAGACAUGAAGAAGUCAGCCACAUUCAGAUCCUUUGAAGGUCUGGUGGGGACAAUCAAGUCCAGAGUUUCAGGUAGCAGAGAGCUUGACAAUGACUUCCUUCCUUCUUCAUCGGGGUAUGAAGAUGAUUCACCCCCAAUUACAGGGAGUGAGAAUGAUCCAGUUCCAGGGAGUGGAGAUGAUCUGGUUACAGAAACUGGGAAUGACCUGCUUCCCUUUCUGGAGCAGGAAUGA